Molecule: messenger RNA, 2355 nt
Organism: Cherax quadricarinatus
Lineage: Eukaryota; Metazoa; Arthropoda; Malacostraca; Decapoda; Parastacidae
Product: intestine-specific homeobox-like
Biological process (GO): regulation of transcription by RNA polymerase II
Molecular function (GO): RNA polymerase II transcription regulatory region sequence-specific DNA binding; DNA-binding transcription factor activity, RNA polymerase II-specific
Source: RefSeq, a predicted model, not a curated record
CUGGCAGUCUGCAAGUUGGUGGGUGGUUGAGAAUACAGACGCUGAGAGCCUCUGCUGUAUUAGUACAUGCGCUAGACCUCAGUGAUCAGGACAGAAAGAGGGAUUUAAUGGGAUCUGCAAGAUGCUAGCAAGAGAAAAAAACAUAUAUGCUGAAAUUUUAAUUCGAUAAUGUCGACGUUGCUUGAAGGCAAACAAGAGAUGGUAAGAGCACUGAUUCUAGUGCAAGAAAGUUUCUUGUCCGGUUGAAAGCCAGUGUGAAGGUAUUCAUCCUAAAUGCUGGAAGUUUUACAAGACGGAGACUCAGAGGCGCCAUGAAGGGUGAGUUUGUCUAUAUAUUCAUCUCAGUAUACGUAAUACCACAAGAAUAACAAUAUACGUAAUACCAGAAGGAUAACAAUAUAUGUACCUAGUACUAGAAGAAACACAAUAUACUUAGUACUAGAAGUAUAACAAUAUACUUAGUACCAGAAGUAUAACAAUAUACUUAGUACCAGAAGUAUAACAAUAUACUUAGUACCAGAAGUAUAACAAUGUACUUAGUACCAGAAGUAUAACAAUGUACUUAGUACCAGAAGUAUAACAAUAUACUUAGUACCAGAAGUAUAACAAUAUACUUAGUACCAGAAGUAUAACAAUAUACUUAGUACCAGAAGUAUAACAAUAUACUUAGUACCAGAAGUAUAACAAUAUACUUAGUAACAGAAGUAUAACAAUAUACUUAGUACCAGAAGUAUAACAAUAUAUUUAGUAUCAGAAGUAUAACAAUAUACUUAGUACCAGAAGUAUAACAAUAUACUUAUGACCAGAAGUAUAACAAUAUACUUAGUACCAGAAGUAUAACAAUAUACUUAGUACCAGAAGUAUAACAAUAUACUUAGUACCAGAAGUAUAACAAUAUACUUAGUACCAGAAGUAUAACAAUAUACUUAGUACCAGAAGUAUAACAAUAUACUUAGUACCAGAAGAAUAAUAUACUUAGUACCAAGAGAGAAUCACUCUGUUAAAAGCGCUUUGCCACAGAACUUCUCCAAGAUUUUGUGGGAAAAAUAUGAAAAAAAAAAUGCCUAGGCAACCAUAUUAAUAUCACCCAAAGAAGAUUUUAAACAUGGAGUUGUCUUGUCUGGCAGAGGCCUCAGCGGAUGCUGCCUUUAUACAAUUGUUAUUGAUUGGUGCCAUAACCAUGUUGAUGUAGGUACUGUCUCUGAUUUCGUCUCCUUCAUCUAACAUGACUUCGAGUGUCACCUCUUGAAGACUUCGAGUGUCACCUCUUGAAGACUUCGUGUGUUAUUUAUUAAAGACUUCGAGCGUCACUUCUUGAAAACCAUAUUUUCCCUUGACCUGAUCGCUUCUCUGGUUUUCCCUCGGCGUUGUGACUGUUAGCAGUAAACACUAAUUGCACCGCCAGUACCGCUAGACAGCUGAAAUAUAAGAUACUGUGUAACUACCACAAGUGUAGGCGAAAGCCUCAGUGGCAUCUGAUAUUGCUUCUCGCACUACUCUCACGUUGACCAGUGCCAGCGCCACCGACAGAGACUCGUUUACUGCCAUUAUCGUCGACCUACACCAGGGAUACAACCAAUAAACCUACAGCCAGUACCAGCAAUGCCAGUUAUACCUACAGUCAGUACAAACUACUACAGCACUUAAUUCAUAUCGCUACAACUGUCUUCGCCAAGACAACAACCACCACUGUCACAACAGAAAGUACCUCCAGCUUUUCCCUUACCACAACUACAACCACCACCACCACCACCACCACCACCACCACCACCACCAUAUUCGGCCUAAGCAGCACCAGCAUGGCUGGAGGGUACCUUGGGGGGGCGGGGGGCCUAGGGGCAGGCUUACCCCCCUUACCCACCGAGAUACUCAUGGAUGAGUAUAUGUUUGGUCGACGAAGACAGCGUCGCAACAGAACCACCUUCACAGCACAGCAGCUGAGUGAGCUGGAGGCACUCUUCCAGAGGACCCACUACCCUGACGUCUUCCUCAGGGAGGAGGUCGCCUGCAGGAUCAACCUCUCCGAGGCCCGUGUCCAGGUGUGGUUCCAGAACCGGCGGGCCAAGUGGCGCAAACAGACGCGGAUGCAGUUCGUACAAGACGCAUGGCGACUGCGCUACCUGGGGUUGUCCCCUCCCGCCUGGCUCACACGAUCCCCGCCCCCACCCCCAGGGGCGGCCAAGCCCCCCGCGAGGGCGGGGCCAGGGGGCAACCCUUCCCUCACCACCCCUCCCUCUUCCGCCCAGCUCCGCCUCUGACGGCAUGAUGGGCGGGGACAGGACCGUCGGCGCCGCCCCCCGUCCCGCCUCUCCUGCCACCACGCCGCCGACAGACCUUACCACCGCCGCAGACCGA